CCACCCAUUUGGGUUUUGCCGUUCGCUCUGUGUAUUGGAGGCUCCAGGGCUGCUGGGGAGGAGCGAGGCUCGUCUUUAUCAGUUAGACAGCGCCGCUGCUCGAGCGCUACACUGACCGUCAGCCGCGCGCAAUCACCGUUUGAUCGGGACCCGCGUGGAGUCUCUCUGUUAUCUCGCCGCGUGCCACUGCAGCAUAAGGGCAAGAGGAACUCCUGAGAGGAUCACUUAAUUCAUCUGCACUGACCCUUUAUAGGAGAGAAAAAAAAAAUCAAAACACGGUCUUAACUGACACCUGUCCAAGGAGAUACUUAGUAGAAAACCUGUGCGUGUAUCUCAGUGGAAGAAAGAAGUUUUAACCGUAGGUAACGUUGGACGUUUGCAACCUUGGAACUCGUAGCUGCUGUUUGGUGAGGAUGGGACCGUUGCUCGUCUCCAUCGUUCUCUGCGUGCACCUCGCUAUCCCGCAUCUCGUCAAAGCAGCAGAUGGUGAGGAUUCGACUUCAGCAGGACUCUGCCAUCCAAACCCUUGUCACAAUGGAGGCAUCUGUGAAAUCAGUGAAACGUUCAGGGGCGACACAUUCAUUGGAUACGUCUGCAAGUGCCCAUCAGGCUUUAAUGGAAUCCAUUGCCAACACAAUGUUAAUGAAUGCGAAAGAAGCCCCUGUAGAAACGGAGGGAUCUGCACCGAUCUUGUUGCGAACUAUAGCUGUGAAUGCCCAGGAGAAUAUAUGGGAAGAAACUGCCAGUACAAAUGUUCCGGUCCACUGGGCAUGGAGGGUGGAAUCAUCUCUAACCAGCAGAUAACGGCCUCCUCCACUCACCGAGCUCUCUUCGGCCUCCAGAAAUGGUACCCCUACUUUGCCCGGCUGAAUAAGAAGGGUCUUGUGAACGCCUGGACUGCAGCCGAGAAUGACAGAUGGCCCUGGAUUCAGAUUAACCUACAGAGGAAGAUGCGGGUCACAGGAGUGAUAACCCAAGGUGCCAAACGCAUCGGGAGCCCAGAAUAUGUUAAGUCGUACAAAGUGGCCUACAGUGAUGACGGGAAGACCUGGAGGACAUACAAAGUCAAGGGCACGGAGGAAGAUAUAAUUUUCCGUGGAAAUAUCGAUAACAACACUCCAUUUGCCAACUCUUUCACCCCUCCUAUCGAGGCUCAGUAUGUGCGGAUCUAUCCGCAGGUGUGCAGGAGACACUGCACUCUUCGCAUGGAGCUCCUGGGUUGUGAGCUCACGGGGUGUUCAGAGCCAAUGGGCAUGAAGUCUGGCCAUGUUCAGGACUACCAGAUCACAGCCUCCAGCAUCUUCAGAACUCUUAACAUGGACAUGUUCACCUGGGAGCCUGGGAAAGCAAGACUGGAUAAACAAGGGAAGGUCAAUGCCUGGACGUCUGGACACAGUGAUCAGUCCCAGUGGCUGCAGGUUGACAUGCUUCGGCCAACAAAAAUCACAGGCAUCAUUACCCAGGGGGCUAAAGACUUUGGACAUGUUCAGUUUGUCGGCUCCUACAAGGUGGCUUACAGCAAUAACGGCGAGAGAUGGUUUAUAUAUCAAGACGAAAAACAGAAGACAGACAAGGUCUUUCAAGGAAACUUUGAUAAUGACACCCACAGAAAGAACGUGAUAGAUCCCCCCAUCUAUGCCAGAUUCAUCCGAAUUCUUCCAUGGUCUUGGUACGGAAGAAUCACUUUGCGUGCAGAGUUACUGGGAUGCACAGAGGAAGAGUGAAGACCCCUACUUAAUUUCUCUUUGGUCCAUUUUCAAUAUAAACUGUGCUUGAACAUGUCAAAUUAAAAUUCGUUUCAUCCGAAUUUUCUGAUUUCUCUUUUUAAAUUACAUUUUUUUUUCUUUCCUAAAGAGGUGAGGUUUAGUCAUCUAUCAUGCCCUGAUUGUUUUUCCUUUAUGUGGUCUGUGCCAUUUAGUGAAUAACAUAUAUAUAUAUAUAUAUAUUAUUAAUAGCUAAAUGGAGGGUGGGAUUAUUUCACUGUGGUUUAUGCAGUGGAACAAUAGCCACUUGUACAGUGUCACUUUAAACAGGAACAUAAAAUGACAUGCAAUGCUUUUUGGGCCAUAAAAAAAAAAAAAAAAAAAAAGAUCACAACACAUAGCAGAAAAGACUAACAUUAAUAUGUAAAAUAUGUUUCUACUUUCAUUUUAACAGUUGGCCUGACUGAAGUUAUAUCACAACCAACACUGACAUUGUUGUGUAGACAAAAAUAUGAUGGUAUUGUAUUAUAUGUAAAACGCAAAAUAACUGCAUGAUGCAAAAAUGAGUAGAAGUAUAAGACAACAAGAUGUAUAAGUUCAAAUUAAAGCAUUUCGUAGAUCA
Molecule: messenger RNA, 2325 nt
Organism: Pimephales promelas (fathead minnow)
Lineage: Eukaryota; Metazoa; Chordata; Actinopteri; Cypriniformes; Leuciscidae
Gene: edil3a
Product: EGF like and discoidin domains 3a
Cellular component (GO): plasma membrane
Molecular function (GO): calcium ion binding; signaling receptor activity
Source: RefSeq, a predicted model, not a curated record